This is a messenger RNA of Coniophora puteana RWD-64-598 SS2, 2242 nucleotides long. RefSeq names its product MFS general substrate transporter. Gene Ontology annotation, molecular function: transmembrane transporter activity. Bases 15 to 1424 code for a protein of 469 amino acids. Gene Ontology annotation, cellular component: fungal-type vacuole membrane. Gene Ontology annotation, biological process: transmembrane transport. NCBI's taxonomy places the organism in Eukaryota, Fungi, Basidiomycota, Agaricomycetes, Boletales, Coniophoraceae. The transcript has 9 exons. The record is from RefSeq and is a predicted model, not a curated record.
CCAUUACCUCAACAAUGGAUUCGACGGAUACCAUCGACCUAGCAGCGCGAACACCACUUCCCUACUCUUCCUCCGACGAGUCUCUUGCUUCCGAAAGGCUAGCCGAUACUAGCGCCGAGGAAGGCCUGCGCAACAAUGAAUCGUCACUGGCCCCAGUGGAUGGAGGGUUUGGCGCAUGGUCAUUUCUAGCCGGCGCAUUCAUGGUUGAAACCAUCGUCUGGGGCUUCUCUAUUGCCUACGGCUCAUUCUUGAGCGAGUAUCUUGCCGACACCAAGUAUGCAUCCCAGUCUUGGGCAGCAACAGGCUUGCCUCUCGUUGGUCCACUUUCUUCAGGGAUUAUGUACUGUUCAGGGUUCUUUCUUUACCCCACUAUCGCCCGCUAUCCGUUCGCUCGACGCCCAAUGAUGUGGGCUGGCACUGCUAUCAUGUUUCUGAGCUUAUUCAUUGCGAGCUAUACUACCAAGAUCGUUGAGUUGAUCAUCCUGCAAGGGUGCCUUUAUGGCAUCGGCGGCGCAAUCGUUUAUGCACCGACAAUCUCAUACUUGUCAGAAUGGUUCGUCACAAGGCGUGGUAUGGCGAAUGGAGUCAUCUUCGCAGGCACGGCGGCGGGUGGUCUGCUGCUCCCUCUGAUCGUCCCCCACUUGAUCGCGUCCUACGGGAUCCAGAAGGCACUCCGCAUCCUCGCCAUCGCGUCGACCAUAGCACUUGUACCGGCGCUUCCUUUCAUCAAAGGCCGCUUGCCUGAGUCUCGGGUCGCUGGCCCUAGGGCCCGAUCCUCGGGCUAUGGAUGGAUGCGCAACGAGACAGUGUGGUUUGUGCUCGCAGCAAACACUCUUCAAGGCUUCGGAUACUUUGUUCCAACUGUCUGGCUCCCAACAUUUGCAUCAGACCUUGGUCUGAGCAGCGCGAAUGCAUCGCUCAUGCUCGCACUCCUGAAUGGCUCCUCCGUCGUGGGUCGUAUCGGGCUCGGCUACCUCUCAGACAGGACCGACCCAUGGAUUCUCGCCAUGAUAACCCUUUCCCUAGCUUCCGUAUCGAGCUUUGUCCUCUGGGGUGUUCUUUCCAACUCCUUGGCAGGCCUUCUUGCAUUCGGCAUCGCAUACGGAAGCAUUGCGGGGGGUUGGUCGUCGCUGUGGACAGGCUUCAUCAAACCCAUUGCCAAGGACGACUUGACGCUUUCGACCUCCCUGUACGGCUACCUCCUCUUCUCUCGAGGUUUGGGAAAUGUCUUGUCUACGCCUAUCUCAACCUCGCUCUCCAGCGGAUACGGCUCAGGCUCAGGCCAAAGGCACAUCAAGACGGGUUUCGACGUUGCAGGUGGUAAAUUUGAAAAGAUGAUUGUAUAUGUCGGAGCCUGUUUCGCAGGUGCCACAUUGGUGGUUAGCACUCAGUGGGCGCUGCGCCGAAUGAAGUCCAGCUCGUAGACGUCGCAGCUUUCUUUUCUACGACAUAUCUUUCAAAAAGAGUUCUACUCCAUCUACAAAAAAACUCCAAUUAUUUCAAAUAUUCGUCUAUAUGUAUUACGUGAAUAUACAAUCAAAGCGCCAUUCCGGAUGGUUCCAGUUCAUCAUCAACCGACACAUGUUCCAAUUCGUGGAGAUCGACAUGCACAUGUUCACCCUCACCCUCAGGCACCUCCGGGACUGUGUGCACAGAGCGCACAGAAGGAGGCAUAGGAGAGUUGGGCAACGGGGUAACAGGUUCCUUUGGCUCAGUACCCGGGGCUGCAGCGGCAACGUCAGGCGAUGUUGGAACCGACGUCGUACUCUGGACGCUCCCACGCGGCAACGAGAAACGGCUCGAGCGGUUGCUCCAGAAGGACUGAAUACCAGCACCCCACGAGCUUAGUGACGAACGUACAUCCGUCGUCCCGCUCGUGCUGGCGGGGCGCGAGGAAGACGAGCUGCCGACAGAGUCGCGAGAAACCUGCCGGGUCAUACCAGGGUUAGGAGGAUCAGACGGUGCUGAGACGAGCUCUGGCUCAUCUAGCGCCUUCGUCGCAUCGGGUGAGGUAGCUGGCGUGGCGCUGGAAAGAGUCGGGGUUGACGUUGCACUGGGGGAUCGUUGUUGCCAACGCUCGCGUACGCCUUCGACGGCCUUGAAAAAGUUCGUCGAACCGGUGGUGAUUGUCCGGCUGAUUACCUCACGGGUAGGACCGAGCUGCUGCUCCAGCUUUAGAUCCUGAAUUCCUUCUGACAGACGGAGUCCAAUGUCGGCGACCGCUGAUGGUCUUUGAAGGCAU